AUGCCAAUUUCCAAUCCACCUGAGACCGUUAGUUCUCUCCUCAAAUAUGAAACAAGUCCAGGGCAAGCUCUGAAAUUUCUAGAUCGUGUAGGUCCUGACUUCAAAUGGCCUGCUUCAAUGAAUGUACAUGACAGAGGAACAGCUUUUUUUUACAUAGCAGGUGAAAAUGCUUUGGAAUUUGAUGGCGAAACAGGAUUUAAUAUGAUCGCCUUCUUUGACAAUCUAGAUAGGGGUACAUUCAAUGGGCAUGAAGAUAGCUGGUAUGGACCAGCAUAUACAAGCAAAGAGUUAGAGGAUAUGGAAAACGAGAUGCCCGGUGCAAUAUACCUACCAAUAGAUAAAAAGUGCCGUGAUGAUCUUGUUAAG
This is a messenger RNA of Entrophospora candida, 366 nucleotides long. The record is from the annotation of a GenBank genome assembly. Lineage: Eukaryota; Fungi; Glomeromycota; Glomeromycetes; Entrophosporales; Entrophosporaceae.